Alexandromys fortis (reed vole) is the source of this 4427-nucleotide messenger RNA. It is a transcript of the gene Znf395, whose product is annotated as zinc finger protein 395. Gene Ontology annotation, cellular component: nucleus. The record is from RefSeq and is a predicted model, not a curated record. Bases 299 to 1807 code for a protein of 502 amino acids. Gene Ontology annotation, molecular function: DNA-binding transcription factor activity; RNA polymerase II cis-regulatory region sequence-specific DNA binding. Gene Ontology annotation, biological process: regulation of transcription by RNA polymerase II. The transcript is spliced from 10 exons. Lineage: Eukaryota; Metazoa; Chordata; Mammalia; Rodentia; Cricetidae.
CGUGGCCGGGGGUGUGUCCCCGCGUCUUGCUGGCUGGCUUGCGGGCGGACUGGCUGCGAGCGGCUUGGUGCGCUCCCUUCCCGGGCGGGGGAAUCCGGGCCGGGUUGUGGCCGCGGCCGCGUACGUGAGCGCUGUGUCCCGGAGAGGGAGGGCAGGCCGGCCAGGUGGGCGCGAAGGCGGCGGCGGCGGGAGGCGGCGCAGUGCAGGGGCCGCGCCGGUGGCGGGCAGGGCCGCGGCCGCUGCAGGGAGCCGAGCUGUCCGGGCCAGUGGCCGACCGAGGCGCAGCCGAGUAUCCAGCAUGCUGUCCCGACGUCUUGGUAAGCGCUCCCUCUUGGGAGCCCGGGUCUUGGGACCUAGUGCCUCUGAGGUGCCACUGGGGGCCAGCCUGCCCUUGGAGCCACAGGUAGAAGUGCCGGAAGGAGCCGCACCCCAGCCCUCACUCACCUCUAAGGACCCUGUGUGCCAGGAGCAGCCCAAGGAGGUCCUCAAGACUCUGGGAACCUCAGGCCAUCCACAGGUGGCCUUUCAGCCUGGACAGAAGGUCUGUGUGUGGUAUGGGGGUCAGGAGUGCAAGGGCCUGGUGGAGCAGCACAGCUGGGCGGAGGACAAGGUGACAGUGCGGCUGCUGGACCAGAAGUUGCAGAUUUGCUGUAAAGUGGAAGAGGUGUGGCUGGCAGAGCUGCAGGGUCCCACAUCCCAGGUGCCAACCUACAGACCCGUAUCUAGGAACAUCGAUGUCCCUAAGAGGAAGUCGGAUGCCGUGGAGAUGGACGAGAUGAUGGCCGCAAUGGUGCUGACAUCUCUGUCUUGCAGUCCUGUUGUGCAGAGUCCUCCUGGGGCCGAGCCCAUCUUCUCUGUUUCCCGUGCAGCCUGCGGUGACCCGUGGAAGGAGAGCGGUGACGUGUCAGACAGCGGCAGCAGCACUACCAGCGGGCACUGGAGCGGGAGCAGUGGCGUCUCCACCCCCUCACCUCCCCACCCUCAGGCCAGCCCCAAGUACCUAGGUGAUGCCUUUGGGUCUCCCCAAACCGAUCAUGGCUUUGAGACGGAUUCUGACCCGUUCCUGUUGGAUGAACCAGCCCCACGCAAGAGGAAGAACUCCGUGAAGGUGAUGUACAAGUGCCUGUGGCCCAGCUGUGGCAAAGUUCUGCGCUCCAUCGUGGGCAUCAAACGGCACGUGAAAGCCCUCCACCUGGGGGACACUGUGGACUCUGAUCAGUUCAAUCGGGAGGAAGACUUUUACUAUACAGAGAUGCAGAUGAAGGAAGAAUCUGCUCUGGCUUUGGCUGCCCCCCCUGCCCCUGGGACACCCAUCGGCGAGCCAGCCCCCACCUCCCGUGUGACCAGCCCGUCCCUUGCUGCUCUUUCAUUGCCUCCACCCAAAGUCCAGUCCUCUGGCUCUGAACACCCUGGCCUGGAGUCUCCCCUGCCUUCAGUUGCACUCAGCAAGUCAGCUCCUGGCUCUUUCUGGCACAUUCAGGCUGACCAUGCAUACCAGGCUCUGCCGUCCUUCCAGAUCCCCGUCUCUCCCCACAUCUACACCAGCAUUAGCUGGGCUGCUGCCCCUACCACCACCUCCCCGCUCUCUCCGGUCCGCAGUCGGUCACUCAGCUUCAGCGAGCCCCAGCAGCCGCCGCCCACAGUGAAGUCUCACCUGAUUGUCACCUCCCCACCCCGGGCUCAGAGCAGCUCCAGGAAAGCCCGCGGAGAAGCCAAGAAGUGCCGUAAGGUGUACGGCAUAGAGCACCGGGACCAGUGGUGCACAGCCUGCCGGUGGAAGAAGGCCUGCCAGCGCUUCCUGGACUGAGCCUGCCUCUCCCAGCCCCACUCCUUACCCUGCCUGGCAACCAGGAGGUCUCCAGGCCUGCAGCCAUCAGCAGAACACAGAGAGAUGUGGAGUGGAUGUGGGCCGCUGGGACUCCUUUGGCUAAGAUUUAACACUUAAAAACACUUUCUCCCCCUUGUGGGAAUGUUUUAUUUAAAAAAAAAACAAAAAAACAAAAAAAAAAGAAAAACAAAAAAAAAAAAGAAAAGAAAAGAAAAUAUUUUUUUCCCCCUAAAAUAGGAGAGAGCCAAAAUUGACCAAGGGUAUUCUGCAGCGAACCAGAGACCAAAGAAUUAUCCACCCCCACCCCCCGCCCUCUUGGGGACUAGUUUGUGUGCAUCAAAAGUAGGCCAAGAUGCCUUGCCCAUUUUUGUGCUGAGCUGGUGAAACCUUUGCUCCUUUAAUUGUUCCAGAAUGGACUGUGAGCAAAAUUAAUUUCCUUCUUAGAAAAAAGAAAAGCCCUCUCUGGCAGGUGGAUGACCCAGGGAGCAGUAGCAGGGCUCCGAGAAAAGCAGGCGGCUGGCUGUACUUGGCGAGAUGCAGGGUUACUUCUGUGGGAGCAGCCUCUGGGGACGGAAGAGGGACACCCUUUUACCGUGUCAACUUUUGGAUCUGGCUCCCCUCAGAUGUUGGGUUGCUUGUAAGUAAACAUGUGGCUUCUUCUCAAACACUGAACCAAAAGGCUAAUACAAAUUAAGUUUGAGAAUGUGGCCUUGAAACACUACCCGUGAGUAUCCUUCCAGCUCUGAGAGGAAGUGUGGAGGGUCUCCACAGAAACUGCUCCCUCUGAGUGAAGUCCUUCCUGAGGCCUCUUCCCUCCAGUGCCACAGAGGCUUUAGAAUGUCUGGUCCUGUCUGCGGUGGGGGUCUUUGAUGUUGAAGCCUUCUUUCCUGAGUGGGCUAUGGGAGAUCCUAGCAGACUCUGCCUGCGCCUGCUGAACAUUGCUUCCCAGACCCAGCCCAGGGAGUCAUGGGCUCAGGGAGUUCCACCAGGCCACCUCUCCAAGGGCUGGGCAGUUGUUACGGAGACCAUCCUCCUGACCACUGAGGGUCCACUGGUGACAUUAAUUACAUGGGAAACACAUGUCUGCUUUUCAGUCUGAGACACACUAAGUACACUUAAGAACCUAAGAGACUGUGUAUGUGAUGUGAAGGCUGUAGUGGUAGCCUGGGCUGCUGACGGAGGGAAGAGACACCAGUGUCUUUGGUAGGGAUUUGUUUUUAUAACAAACCUAACCCGCCAGAGGCUGCCCUGGGUUCUUCUGCCCCUUCAACCUUAUGGAUAAUUAAAAGCUGGCAGCAGAAGUCUCUUUUCUCUCCUUACUUCCCAUGAUGCUCAGCUUCCAAUCUUACUGGAGAGGGGAGGGGACUAUAGAGACAGAUAGACCUCACCAGGAAACUCUCCUCUCCCCUUCUUAAUCCCAGUGUGGACUAAGCCUCCACUUCAGCAGAGGCAUUGUAAUCCCCCAGCCUCGGUUUGGAGUGUGCAGAUGUAACUGACCAUAAUAAUUUUCUCCAUUCGAAUCAGGCUUCCUAUGCCAUUGGCUUGCCAGGCAGAGAAGGAAGAGGAUAAAGAAAAAGAAAAAAGAAAUAGAUGGGAUGGCUUAGAAACUGAGAGAGUUUUGAUUUUGUUCAGUUCUGUUUUAUUCUGUUUCUGUGCAGCCUUCCACUGUUGGCAAUCGUUCUCUCUCUUCUGGCGGUGGUGGCCUCCCGCCCACUGUUGUCUCGCCCCCUCCUCCCCCGUGCUCCUUCAUCUUGAUGCUUUCAUGUUGGUUCCUGUCACAUGGUCUGGCUUUGGGUUUGGAGGGCAAGGGUGGCUUGUGAGCACACCCAGCCGUCAGGCCCACUUCCUUCAUCUCUAGCUCCCUGCCUCCCAGCCCCCUGGGUUUGGAACCUGACUGGGUGAAGGUGCCACAGGUGUGCUUCUGAAACCAACAGGCCCUAGUUUGCAAGUAGUUGUCCUGGAAACUGUCUAGCCGUGUUUCCGUUGUUCGGAGCGCUCUCAGAGUUCCUUUCAGACUUGGUGCCAUGUUGGGAGCAGCCUCAAAUGAGUCUGCAUCAUUCCCAACUCCGUUCUGCAAGUCCAGGGUUACUGUCUGUGGCCAGCCGAAGUCUCAGGUACAGAGCCAAAGGGCUCUCCGGUAACAUAAGGCUUGGAUCGAUGAUAAGGCUUUUAACCUGGCCCUGGAAGCAGUUUUUGUCUCUUCAGACAGUGCUGCGAGCAAUGGCUGCCUUGUCACAGUGAGUGUAUAGCUCGACGCCUUAGAGUACCCUGUGAAAUUGGAUAUGGAAACGGAUUUGGUGGAAGAAAUCUGUUUUGUUACUUUCUGGUCACCCCAGGUUCUGACUUUAGCAGGGGCAAAAAAAUAAAUAAAAAAUAAAAGUAAAAAAAAAAAAGAUUAAAGCAAAACAAGAAGGGAAAAGAAUCCCAUCUGUGAAUUUGUCUUAUCGGCGCUUCUUCCCCUCCCCCACCCCAGCCCCGCUGUCUUCCAAGUAUUAUUUUUACUGUUAAGAUUUUUUUUUAAAUGUGAAAUGAAAUGUAAUGUUUUUACAGCAAUGAUAUGAAAUAUAUUUUAUAAGGAAUAAAAUGGUACAUUGUCUGA